Messenger RNA from Anastrepha ludens (Mexican fruit fly), 2744 nucleotides. RefSeq lists its product as uncharacterized. Gene Ontology annotation, biological process: protein processing. Lineage: Eukaryota; Metazoa; Arthropoda; Insecta; Diptera; Tephritidae. The coding region runs from base 696 to 2654 and encodes 652 amino acids. Gene Ontology annotation, molecular function: metalloendopeptidase activity. The transcript has a single exon. Gene Ontology annotation, cellular component: plasma membrane. The record is from RefSeq and is a predicted model, not a curated record.
AAGGACCUUGUUGCGGUUGUAGACUUUUGUGGUGUUCGCGGUAGUAUUCUCCAAGAGGGAGAGCAAACUAUCGAAAGAUACACUAAAUAACUUACGGAUUUUUUAGUGUCGGAAUUGGUGCGUCCACGACUUUUCCUUCUAAUUGGAGUUUGACAUUCUGCGUCCAGGUGGGGAAAAGGUUCUCUAAUGUAGUUCUCAAUACAUUUCAACCAACUUGUAAUAAUUAUAGCUGUAAACGAAAACCAAUAUAAUAAUAGAAUGUAAAUAAAUAUUCGGACGGGAGGGCACUGAUAGCAUACAGUUGCUGAGUCAAAGGCUAAUACUCUAAUAAAUUAAUUAAAUAAUCACUUUUAAACGAAAACAUUUGUGUGUUAAUAUACUUAAGUAAUAUUGAUGUGAAUGUUCAUAAAUAGUUCCCACUGUUUCAUUACAACACUUUAAGGUCAAGUGCAUUUGGCCAAGUUCAAGAGCAGUCAGUUGAUACCGUUUGAUUUCCUUUUUGCUUUGGAGGUGAUUCAAUGAUAGAAAUUAAACCAGAUUACAAUUGUUUGUAUAAUAAAAAAAUCUUAUCAGUUUAUAAUAAUUUUUUUUUGCACAACAAAAACAAAUAAUUUUGCGACUAGGCGAAAAUUACACUUUCAAUAUUUUUGCUAAAAUUAGUUCGAAUUGGGAAAGCAUUGCGGUCUCAUCGGAAGAUGAAUGAAAAGUGCCCGCGCAAAAUUCUCGUUCUACUUUGUCUAUUUUUAACACAACAACUUGGCCAAUGCCACACCACGAGCGAAACGGCGAAAGUGCGCACGGGUCGCCUGGUAUCGCGUCUUUAUCGUCGACAACUUACCGAUAUGCUUAAUAUACUCGACGGGGAUAUGGAUCCGUGUGAAGAUUUCUUUACGCACGCCUGCGGUGACUAUGCCAAAGCAAUGCGUGGUGAAUUGCGAUCGAGUGAAGAAGCGAAUGUGGAUAGCAAUACCGCAUCAAAUACAGUAUCACCAUUUUUAUAUAACUACGAGGAUCGUAUGAAUUUCUUUGAAAGCAGGAGGACAAAUUUUACCACAUCUUCUGGCCAACUGCUUGGCGCCCUCUACGCUUCUUGCAAGAAACGUAAUCGGUCGCCACUUACUCAGUGGCAUCGCAUGUUGCGAGAAAUUUCCUUACUCGCAGAGAACGUACGUCUCUAUCUGGAAUGGCCGUUGCUGCGACAUGAGUGGGAAGACUUGGAAGCACAGCAUUUUUACUUAGAUUGGAUGCCGUUGGCCGCAGAUUUGGCAGCACAUGGUGUGCUCAAUUUUUUACAUAUCUUCUUCGCUGAGGGCACAAUUUUUAUAGCGCCAGUGAGCACGCAGGAUAUACGUUGUGAAUCGCUAUAUGAAUGGCAAGUACAAUUGCUGCCCUUCCGACGUAAACGUAGCAAGCAAGCGUUGCAGGUGAUUGCCAGUGACCUGCAUACAUUUUGUCGUGAGCUGAUUGGUAAACUACCUCUCGACCCUGAAUUGCAUGCUGAAAAUUAUACUCGCAACGAGAGCCAGGAAGAUGCCUUUCAUUUGUUCUCUUACAAUGUGCUUGGCAAGUACCUGCAAAUGCUUUUCGAACGCCUUCAGUUCAGUCAUAGAGAGGUGACGGAGGCGCGUGUAAUAUUAAUCGAAGAAGCGCGUUUGCGUGAUAUUGUUGCACUCAUACGCUCCACACAUCCAAGUGUACUUUUUAACUUCGUCUUAUGGCAAGUUUAUGCAACACUCCGGUAUGAAGAUUGCUUCCUGCUCACUGAAGAGUUUGAGGAAUUACUUUUGUCUGAAUACUGGAAUUGGGAUGUAUUUAAUGAGCAUUUCACUCGCAAAGUUGCCUUGGCCACUUACCUUUAUCACACCACACGCUUUCAGGAACGACGACGUGCGGUGCUCUUGGGUGAACAGUGGGAUCGUUUUUUGUAUGUGAAGUUACAACGCAGUGAUUUCAAUUUGCCUCGGCUAUUAGCCAGCUAUGCUAAGACUAGCUUAGAUCCGGCCAACCUUACAGUUAUUUAUGAGGCUGAUAAAUUGGUUGAAGGGGAUUUCUAUGGAAAUUUACUCGCUUUGCGUCGCCUGCAGCUAAGAAACACAUUCUAUACUGCCUUCAUCGAUCCGGAGGACUACAAUCAUCCCAUCUACUUUUUGCGUCAUUUUCUUCAUUUCACCAUUUUGACAAUGCAACGCCCACUUUUUCACUACUUCGCCACCCUUGGUUUCGAUUUGUGGCACAAACCAGAUUUGCUCUACAGUUCAGAUGGUUACUAUACGGCUUUGGAUUGUCUGGAACAUCAAUCGUUGUUAAAUUUUGACGAUACGACUAUGCUUCAAGUGCUGGAUGAAUCACAAGUCUCUGAGACUUUUCGAUUUUACCGUGCCUUCAUUGAAUCCUUGAAGGAUUAUGAAUUCUGGUUGGAGGGUGAGUCUUUUGCAUUCGCAGAACAGUAUGCGCUGGAAUAUUUUGGUUUGACUUCAAAGCGGAUUCUAUUCUAUGCUGUGGCACAAUUGCAUUGUGGACGAAAUGAUGUAUGGUAUGGGUUGUUGAUCAAUCGGAGCUUUAUGAAUAUGCCACAGUUCGAAGCGGCCUUCGAGUGCGAUGCGGAGGUACAUAUGAAUCCGCAGGUCAAGUGUAUGAUCAAUCACUGUGAAUGAGGAGCGAUAUGUAGAUCUAGUAAAGAGGCGUUAACCGCUACAAUAAAAAAAUAGCUGAAUGUAUUAAGAAUAAAAUUAAUGUAUAAAUAA